AUGACCAGUACCGAGUCCUCACUGUUCACACCCUUAGGCCCCCACUCAGAUCCUGACGACAGUGAGUUGGAGCUGGACUGCCGGUUUAAUGAGGAGUUCAAGUUUAUCCUGCUGCCCGUGAGCUAUGCAGUUGUGUUUGCGCUGGGCCUAGGCCUCAAUGCCCUGACCAUCUGGCUCUUCCUUUUUUGCCUCCGACCGUGGGACGCGACAGCCACCUACAUGUUCCACUUAGCUUUGUCAGAUACUUUGUACGUCCUGUCGCUGCCCACCCUCGUCUACUAUUAUGUAGCCCGCAACCAUUGGCCCUUUGGCACUGGGCUCUGCAAGUUCAUCCGCUUUCUCUUCUAUUGGAACCUCUACUGCAGUGUCCUUUUCCUCACCUGCAUCAGCAUACACCGCUACCUGGGCAUCUGCCACCCGCUGCGGGCGCUGCGCUGGGGCUGCCCGCGCCUUGCUGGCCUUCUCUGCCUGGCAGUUUGGUUGGUCGUAGCUGGCUGCCUCGUGCCCAACAUGUUCUUUGUCACCACCAGCCCUAAGGGGGACAUCAUCUUGUGCCACGACACCACCCGGCCUGAGGAGUUUGACCACUACGUGCACUUCAGUUCGGCAGUCAUGGGGCUGCUCUUUGACGUGCCCUGCCUGGUCACUCUUGUCUGCUAUGGGCUCAUGGCCCAGCGCCUGUAACGGCCCUUGCCAGGGGCUGCCCAGUCAUCUUCCCGUCUGUGCUCGCUGCGCACCAUCGCUGUGGUAUUGACUGUCUUUGCUGUCUGCUUCGUGCCUUUCCACAUCACCCGCACCGUUUAUUAUGCAAGGCUGUUGAAAGCUGACUGCUGGGUGCUGAACCUCAUCAACAUGGUCUAUAAAGUGACUCGGCCUCUGGCCAGUGCCAAUAGCUGCCUGGAUCCUGUGCUCUAUUUGCUCACUGGGGACAAGUAUUGACGUCAGCUCCGGCAGCUCUGCAGGGGUGGCAGGCCCCGGCUCCCCACAGCUGCCUCCUCUCUGGCACUGGUGUCCCUGCCUGAGGACAGCAGCUGCAGGUGGACAGCCACCCCCCAGGAUGGCGGCUUGGGCAGAUAGAUUGUAACGGAAGCCGGGAAGUGAAGGAAAGGGGGUGAGUGCAGGGCAGAGGGGAGGGAACCUUAUAGUGACACCCUAUCUGGCUGCUUUCUCCUCUUUUCUGAGCUCUGGAGAGAGGCCCUCACCCUGAGGUUUAGGAGGAGCCAGAGAAAUCACGUGUGACCCCAUCUCUCCUAAAUCCUUCAGUUGCCCUCUCCUUUUUAGCCAAAGACACUAGCAGCCACUCUUCGUCCUCGACUUCUUUCUCUUUGUUUCUGUCCCCUUCCUGGGGCCACUGGUCCUGUUUCUUGGUCCUACAAGGCUGCUGGAAAUCUUCCCCAGCCCUCCUUCUCCUGCCCUCUCCCCCCAUAUCCUUGUAUAGCAUGCAUUCCUUCAGCCAGACCAGAGCAUUUAACUGGAGGGGUGAAGAAGCUGGGGUGAUCUCAGUAUUGGCCUGACUCAUCUGACAGUGAUAGCCAGAAUCAGGAAGUGGGGGCACCAGCAUAUCACAAAUGCCUGGGAAGUGACAUAUGUAGUGCCCACACCCACUCCCUGGUUUCCCCUGGAAGACAGGAUAGUCUUGUCUACUGAGGCGCUGAACUAGGGCACCGUCCCAGAGAGCCUGCCUGACAGGGUCCCCAUGUGCAGCUAGAGGCAUGGCCCUGUUGAAUGGUGGGUAGCCAUGAGGUAGAGAGGGAGUCCUGAGUCUUCCCAUGGGGUGAGGACCUUGAGGAGCCUCAGGGGGCAGGACCCAAGCUGAUAAUGGCCUUUGGAACAGGAAUGGGACUGGCCCUUCUUUAUGAGGUUUGCUGAGAACAUAUUUGACAGCUCUCCUGUACUUAAUGAAAGGCAGAGUGGAUGGCUCAGAACGCAAGGGAGGAGCUCUCGUGUCUAUGGCAUAAGUUCCAGCACCAAAGGGUGGAGAAGGUUUGUGCAGAGAUUGGGGUGGUGACAGGGACUGAGGCCCAGAGCUGACUCUCCACUGGUCUCUCCCCUUUCUCUAGCUCCUGCCCUAGAUAAAGAUAAAUCUCUCACCAGCUCUUUCAGAUCAGGUUUUAGGACUUCGAGGACAGGACAAGGCGCUGGGACUAGGACAGCUCCCCUCAGAGUUUCCCAUCCAGUCACUCCUCUCCAGCACUAUCUUAGUGCUUACAGACUUCCAGGAGUGGGGGUGGGGUGUGGAAUUUGGGGAGCUAACUCCCAAGCCUUGGGAAGUAAGAGUUUCUGGGAAGGCAUUCGUGAGAAGGGUAGGCUUACACUUCCAGGCACCCUCUCUAAAAUUGCCUUGCAGUCCUUUGGUCUCUUGAGUCCCCAGCCUUCCUUUCCUUUUGCCCCACUCUUGCUGACCUAGCUCUGAUCCCUUGCUUGUCUCCUGGCUUCUAAGGGGUCUCUCUGGAGAGUAAAGUUAGGGCUGGUCUGCAGAAAAAAAAAAUGAUUUCACUGCCCCUGAGUCCCCCUUUGCAUUCUUGUAAGUGCUCCCUCUUCCUCUCUAGACAUCAAGGACCCCUUCUGCUAGGAGUUAAUGAACUGGCCUUCUUCUUACUAGCCUCCCAGUCUCAUGGCCACUGCCUAGACUGUUUCAUAUGCUGUUCCUCAUCGGCACUCGCUCCCUUUUAUUCUGAUGACCACAGUCUCCUCACCUAUCACCUCUCCUAUCCACCAGCCCCACCUAACAAAGUUGCUCUCUUCAUCACAGCUGACCCAGGCUCUUCCAUUUCUCCAGUCCAUUGAAGUCCCCUAUGCUUAACUGAGACUAACUGCCCAGACUUUGUGGUCUGCUACUUUUGGGCCACCUUCCUUCACACUCUAAUUUUAAACACCUUGACUUUCACCUUGGGACAGUCUUCUCUCUCCUAGGACUAGAGGGGAUUGCACGUGAAGUCAGAGCCCAAGGCUGGCUUGACCCACUGAAACUUGAUGUGUUAGAACUUCAUCUAAGCCCCCAUUCCCCUUAGCCUGCUGAGUUCCUAGUGAACAUUCCAGAGCAACUCUUUCCUGUAUUUUCUACCUUCUCAAGACCCCAACUUCAUCCUCCCCUAUGACCUCUUAAGAGUUACCUUGCCUCCUAUUUGUAGUAUUUUAAGGAACCUCCAUACUCUUUUCCAUAGUGGCUGUAUCAAUUUACAU
Aethalodelphis obliquidens (Pacific white-sided dolphin) is the source of this 3183-nucleotide messenger RNA. RefSeq names its product pyrimidinergic receptor P2Y4 (gene P2RY4). Gene Ontology annotation, cellular component: plasma membrane. Lineage: Eukaryota; Metazoa; Chordata; Mammalia; Artiodactyla; Delphinidae. Gene Ontology annotation, molecular function: G protein-coupled UTP receptor activity; G protein-coupled purinergic nucleotide receptor activity. Gene Ontology annotation, biological process: transepithelial chloride transport; G protein-coupled receptor signaling pathway. The record is from RefSeq and is a predicted model, not a curated record.